Pterocles gutturalis (yellow-throated sandgrouse) is the source of this 2417-nucleotide messenger RNA. RefSeq names its product formin homology 2 domain containing 1 (gene FHOD1). Gene Ontology annotation, biological process: actin filament network formation; cortical actin cytoskeleton organization. The record is from RefSeq and is a predicted model, not a curated record. Gene Ontology annotation, molecular function: actin filament binding. Gene Ontology annotation, cellular component: cytoplasm; cytoskeleton. The transcript has 12 exons. The annotation marks the transcript as partial. NCBI's taxonomy places the organism in Eukaryota, Metazoa, Chordata, Aves, Pterocliformes, Pteroclidae.
GCUGCACCAAACAUCCCCUGUCUGGCGGGAGGAUCCCCCCUCCUUGCAUGGGGACAAGCCUAUUUUGAGGAAGUUUGAAGCUCGCUUCUUGGAGAACCUGGCUGCAGCCCAGAAGGAGAAGCUCUCUUCUAUGGCCAAGGGACGGCUCGACAUCCUUGGCGAUGCAGCACAGGAGCAUCCCACCACUCUGGCGUGGGACAGGGACAGCGGCACCCCUGAGCCCGGGAUGGAGCCACCCAGCAUAAGGUCUCGCCUGGGUUGGCCAGACACCACUGACUCCUGCAGCACCAUCUCCUCCGACACCAAGUUUAUGCUGGACAUGCUCUAUGCCAAGGGCUCCUCGGAGCCGGGGAGUGAGAAGGUCAUCCCCAAGGAACCAUCGUCCCCCCUGGUCCAUGGUGAGGGGAAGACGGACACCAAGGGAGGUGGCAGCCAAGAGCAGGAGGGCACCUGGCUCCGCAGCAAAGCUCCAGAUGGGCCGGUGGCCAGCGCACAUGCCAAGCUGGCGUGUGCCACGUCGAGUAUAGAUGCUGAGACCCACACGCAGAAGCUGGAGAACACUGGGAUGAUGCCCAUCAAGAAGGAUGCAGAGCUGACGUGGGAGCGCCUGGAGGCCAGCCCCGUGCAGCUGAAGAUUAAGGACCUGGACUUCACUGACCUGGAGGAAGAAGAAGACUUUGACAUCUUGGACAUGGGGCCCAUGGCCAAUGGCUCCUUCCUCCCUCCUGGCAUCGAAGCCACGAGCGCUGGAGCUCUCAUGGUUCCCCCUCCACCUCUAGCCAUCCCUGGUUGCCCACCACCUCCCCCUCUAGCCAUCCCUGGCUGCCCACCCGCCCCAGGGCUGCCAGGUCCCUCAGUAACAGACGGCCCUUCCCAGGCCAAGAAGAAGAGGACGGUGAAGCUCUUCUGGAAGGAGCUGAAGCAGCUGGACAGCACUGUGGGGCUGGGCCGGUUCGGGCAGGCAACGCUGUGGGCGUCCCUGCAGAGCGUGGAGGUCAAUGCUGCCAAACUGGAGCAUCUUUUCGAGUCACGGUCAAAGGAAGUGCCAACUUCAAAGAAGGCCAUCGAUGGGAAGAAGGUGGUGGUGGUGCUGGACCCCAAGAGGAGCAACGCCAUCAACAUUGGCCUCACGGUGCUGCCACCCGUGCACAUCAUCAAGACAGCCGUGCUCAACUUCGAUGAGUUUGCGGUCAAUAAGGAAGGGAUUGAGAAAAUCCUGACCAUGGUCCCGACCGAGGAGGAGAAGCAGAAGAUCCAGGAGGCCCAGUUGGCCAACCCUGAUGUGCCCCUGGGCUCUGCGGAGCAGUUCCUGCUCGCCCUGUCUUCCAUCAGCGACCUCACAGACAGACUCCAGCUCUGGGCCUUCAAGCUGGACUACGAGAGCCUGGAGCAGGAGAUUGCGGAGCCGCUGUUUGAUCUGAAGGUGGGCAUGGAGCAGCUGGCCAGAAAUCACACCUUCAAGUGCAUCCUGGCCACACUGCUGGCCAUGGGCAACUUCUUGAACGGCUCCCAGAGCAGAGGCUUUGAGCUGGGCUACCUGGAGAAGGUCUCGGAAGUGAAGGACACGGUGCACCGGCAAUCCCUGCUCCACCACCUCUGCCAGAUGGUGGUGGAGAAGUUCCCAGAAACCACCGACCUCUACUCGGAGAUUGCCUCCAUCACCCGCUCCGCCAAGGUUGACUUUGACGAGCUGGCCAACAGCCUGGUGCAGCUGGAGCGGAGGUGCAGGGCCUCCUGGGACAACCUGAAGGUGAUUGCCAAGCACGAGACCAAGCCGGUGCUGAAGAGCAAGCUGACAGACUUCCUCAAGGACAGCACCCAGCGUAUCAUCGUCUUGAAGGUGGUGCACAGGCGUGUCCUCAACAGGUUUCACUCCUUCCUGCUGUACCUGGGGUACCCGGCGAGCACAGCGCGGGACGUGAAGGUGACGCCCAUCUGCAAGCUGCUGCAGGAGUUCGCCCUGGAGUACCGCACCUGCCGGGAGCGCAUCCUGCAGCAGCAGAAGAAGCGGGCCGCCCACCGUGAGCGCAACAAGACCCGGGGACGGCUCAUCCCCGAGACCGAGAAGUUCUCCGGCGUCGCCGAGGUCGCUUUGCCACCCGCCGUGGUGUGCACCGGCCCCGAGGAGCAGAUGGAGGCAGGACACGAGAGCAUGAAGAGCCUGCUGACCUCCCCCACGGAUGCCCCUGCCCGCCGCAGUCGUGCCAGCCGGGCUGACACCGGCAUCUCCAUUGUGCCUGGGACAGGACAAGUCACCCUGGCACAGGGCUCUCCGGCCCAGGAGGAUGUUCCCAGCUCCCCAGAUGAUGCUUCGGAUGAAAUCAUGGACCAGCUGGUGAAAUCGGUGACGCACAAUGCCAACCCCCGGCCCUGCCCCAACAAGGAGCGCAGGAGAUCCCGUGGCAAUAGGAAGUCCU